CCAUCUCCAAACCAACUAUUUGCCUUAUAGUCUUUAACAGUAGAAAUUAAAGAAAAUUUAUAAGAAGGAUUAAAACAUAUAACUUAGUUAUGGCAGACAGGCUAACGCAACUGCAGGAUACCGUAAACCAACAAGCAGAACACUUCUGCAAUGCUAUUGGUGUCAUUCAGCAGACAUCUUACCCCAGCAAGUUUGCAAAUUUUGACAGGACAGGCUCACAGACACCCAUACAAAACCCACCUCAGGAGGAUUAUGCUCAGCUUUUUGCACAAUUAAUAGCUCGAUGUGCUAAAGACAUUGAUACUUUAAUUGAGUCUUUGCCUAAUGAAGACAGUUCCAUUGAAUUACAAAAUUGUAGUCUUAAGCGACUAGAGUUUGAAAACCAAGAAACUGCUGAGCAACUUGAACAAGUUGUCCAGAAAGGAGAACUUUUGCUGGAAAAAAUCCAGUCUGCUUUGGGGGACAUUGCUCAAGCACAAUUGGAUAUGCAAAUAACAUUAAAAUCAAGUUCACAAUAAAUCGCUUGCAUGAAUAUAGCUUGUACUGAUUGUUUAUUCUAGUUACAAUUUAUUUUACUUAAAGCGCUCUGACGGAACGCGUUAAAUAUCCAAAUACUAAUUAUACUGUGCUCAUGAAAUAUAUAUUUAUUUUUAAGGAUUGAUAUUUUUAGGUUCAAAAUCAAAGACCAAUUUUUUUACUUCUUACUAUUCUAUAUGUUUAAAAUCAAAUACUCUUAAAAUAAAUUUGUGAAGUACAUAAAUGUUCUGUUGACAUCCCCGUAAAUAUGUGUUGAAUAUACAAACUAAUCUUAUUUUUUCACAUAUGUAUAUACAAUCGACAUUGGACAUCUAUAUCAUGGAGCUGCCAUAAGAACGAUCGGUCGAAAAGUUCGUUCUUGUAUGGAUAGCUUUUUGAUUAUUUGUAUAAGUAACCCAAACUUGCUGCCCAAAUAUAUUAUAAAACGCCAUAUGUUAACUAUUCUCAUGUUUGUGAAGUUUUUAUACCCUUGCAAUGGGUAUUAUAAUUUUAUCUCAAAAUAUGUACCGCAUAGGAGUCAUCUCCGACCUCAUAAAGUAUGUAUAUUGUUCGUUCUCGGGAAACCAGAUAGACCGGGCUUAGCGUGCUUCGUUUUUCCAAAACUAUUUAGUCUAAUAUCGAUUUUUGAGUGAAUUGCUAAUCUGUUGCGAGCUACUCCUUCUCUUCACACACUCUCUAUAUCACAGCGCUGCCCUUAUUUUAGAGUUGCGCUUCUGCAUCCUUUUCAAACUGUACAAAGCUCAUGUAACAUUUGGAUGGUCAAUCGUCGGUAUGUCUUAUGGGAUAUUUCAACCCGAUAAAACGAUUUUCUCGAUUUUUCCAUAUUUUCCUAGCUCUUGCAGCUUAAGCUGUGCGUUAAUGACCAAUCAGUCAGUCAGUCAGUCAGGACAUACGGUUUUAUAUAUGGAGAUACAUAAUUAAAAAAUAAAAAAAGAAACACAUUGUUUAAUUUAUAUUAUC
Molecule: messenger RNA, 1497 nt
Organism: Drosophila novamexicana
Lineage: Eukaryota; Metazoa; Arthropoda; Insecta; Diptera; Drosophilidae
Gene: MED21
Product: mediator of RNA polymerase II transcription subunit 21
Exons: 2
Coding region: 90-518 (142 amino acids)
Biological process (GO): regulation of transcription by RNA polymerase II
Cellular component (GO): mediator complex
Molecular function (GO): transcription coregulator activity
Source: RefSeq, a predicted model, not a curated record